AUGCUAUUAUUCCUGAAGCUGUUCCUGGAGAGUGCAGAGACACACUUCAUGGUGGGACAUAGGGUGAACUACUACAUCUUCACCCACCAACCAGGUCACGUUCUGUACAUCAAGCUCCAAGAUGGAUGGCGGAUGGUCAUCCUCCAGGUCCGGAGCUAUGCCCACUGGCAGGACAUCACCAUGCACCUCAUGGAGGUGAUCAGAAACUUUCCCCAGCAGCACUUCCUCAGAGAGGUGGAUUAUCUUGUGUGCGCAGAUGUGGACAUGAAGUUCAGUGACCACGUGGGUGUGGAGAUCCUCUCUUCCCUGUUUGCUACCAUCCAUCCUGGUUUCUAUAGGUUCCAUUGGGACACCUUUGCCUAUGAACACCAGCCUCAGUCCCAAGCUCAUAUUCCUGAUGGUAAAGGGGACUUUUAUUACACAGGGGCCUUAUUUGGUGGAUCUGUGCUGAAGGUUUACAGGCUCACCACGGCCUGUCACCAGGUGAUGACGAUCGAGCAAGCCAACCACAUCGAGGCCCCGUGGGAUGACGAAAGCCACUUAAACAAGUACCUGCUUAACCACAAACCCACCAAGGUCCUCUCUCCUGAGUACAUGUGGGAUAAAAAGUCGAUGGAGUGUAUGUUGGAUGAACAUCUGCUGGGUUCGCGCACUAUGAUAACGCGCAAGAGAUCUGUGGUCUUGGUAAAGAACAAUGAGGAAAUGCGGACUGAUGAGGGAAGCUUCCAGAAAGAGACCAGAGAGGGGGUGAUUGCCAGUCAGCCCUAAUCUUCCUCCUGGCAUGCUACCCUGAGUUAAAGUCAGUUUUACAUUAAAAAGUAUG
This is a messenger RNA of Piliocolobus tephrosceles (Ugandan red Colobus), 823 nucleotides long. Its product is annotated as histo-blood group ABO system transferase 2-like. The record is from RefSeq and is a predicted model, not a curated record. The transcript has a single exon. Gene Ontology annotation, cellular component: Golgi apparatus; membrane; vesicle. Gene Ontology annotation, biological process: carbohydrate metabolic process. Lineage: Eukaryota; Metazoa; Chordata; Mammalia; Primates; Cercopithecidae. Gene Ontology annotation, molecular function: glycoprotein-fucosylgalactoside alpha-N-acetylgalactosaminyltransferase activity. The coding region runs from base 1 to 768 and encodes 255 amino acids.